AAUUCAGUUCCGAUCCAGUGAUUUAUCAAUCAAUAAUAAAUCCAAGCUGGGCUUAGUUGUCCUUGUUAUGAGGAUUCCUGGCAGCACAGUUACCUAUGAAGGAGAGGGUAAUAACAUCCUGGUAAGACAUUAACCAUGUCAUGUGAAUGAUUGAGGGAAUCUGUGAAAUGCUUAUGUAAUUUUUGUGUAUGUGCAUGUCUGACUCAACAUGGCAGUACACACUGCAGACUUUGAUCUGAAACUACAGGAGACAAAGUAAAAUAAUAUGCUACCUUUGCCGGUGCGCUGGGUGGGGAGAGAGUGAGAGUCACAAGUUCGCUUCGGUUGUAUACAAUGCGGACACGGAAGGGCACAGGGCUGUUUGUGAUGGCCGUGUCUCAGUGGAUGUUCUGUGCUGCAGUGCUGCUCCUCCUCAUCCAGGGGCUCCAGUGUUCUCCCGUUCCCCCUGCUUGUCCGGAGUCCUGCCUUUGUCAGAAAGGUCUUCUAAACUGUUCCUUCGCUGGCCUUUCCCAGGCCCAACAACAUGUUCCAUCCACUGUCACUGAACUAGAUCUUUCUCACAACCUCCUGAAGUCCGUUACCCCCUCAUGGCCAAGUUGGGGGCUUAAGAGUCUAUGGCUUGGACACAACAGCAUCACUCACCUGUCUCUGUGUGUGCGGAGGACCUGGAGGGGUAAACAUUGGAAAAUCCCCUUCUCACAUAGCCGAGGGAGAUGUGUGUCCUGGGCCCCAACUCUGCAGCUGCUCUCUGCUGAGAGGAACCAGCUAGAGAUGAUUCCUGAAGGCCUGGGAGGCAGUGAGUUCCUACAGGUGCUGCAGCUCUCCCACAACAGGAUCUCUGACCUACGACCUGGAGACCUGAGCAGGUGCCCCCUUCUGAGAGAGAUCCACCUGCAGCACAACCGCAUCUCCAGCCUCCACCCACAGGCCCUGAGGGACAUGCCAGAGCUCAGGGUCCUGGAUCUGAGCUUCAACCUGUUGACCACGAUCACUCCAUCAGCCUACCUGUCGCUGCGUAAACUGAAUGUCCUGGUGGAGGUGAGUGGGAACAGGUGGAGGUGUGACUGCAGCCUGCGGAGCUUGAGGAGGAAGAUGGCCUACGACAGGGACAGGGCCCUGCAGCAGACCUGGAGGGGGGUGGUGUGUUCAUCCCCCUCCACCCACGCAGGUAGAGACCUGCUACACCUGGAGGACAGUGACCUCACCUGCUCUACUGCUGAAAACAGGGCGGGGCUCCACCAGGAUGUGACAGUGGAUAAAGGGACAGAGAUCCUGCUGCCCUGUGGCUCUCCAAAGCAAGAUUCAACAUGGUGGACGCCCAAUGGACAAGUUCCUGGGAGCCAGGCAGGCCUGCUGAUCAGUGACAUCACAGAGCGAGACGCAGGACUGUACGUGUGCGUCUAUGGGACAGACGAGGAGUCUGUGUCUGUAUUCAACCUGCGCGUUCACAAGACACAGAGGAAAACCAGAGACACGAGGAGUUUACACAGGGAGCGGCUACAGAUUAACCCAGAGUUCGGCAGCAUCCAGGGGGAAGGUCAGGAGACAGACCUGAACUCUCUAGAUCUCCACAGGGCUACCCAGAGAACACAGUCUGACUUGGUCCUGGCUGUCUGCCUGUCUGUGUUCAUCACCUUCCUGGUAGCAUUUGUAAUUGGUGCUCUGACCAGACCUCUCCUGGACGCUCUCUGGAGGAGGUGCUGUAGCUGCUGUAACCAUACCACGCAAAGCGCCUCCCCACCACAAUCGGUCUCCUCUGCUGGGCAGGCCCCCUACGACAACAAGGCCUAUUCAGAUGAGGAUGAGCGAGAGGAACUAGGGACACACAGGGAGAGGAGAGUGACAUUUAGUGGACAUCCUUCAGAACUAAGGGAUCAGAAUAGCAUUCCAUACUAUGAUACUGUGGUCAAUGGCAUGCAGGACAACCUCGAUGGGGAAUAUGAUGCAACAUAUGAGAAUGUUCAGGAGAGGGGUGCCUCACACCCCUCCCUUGAGGUCUAUCACCCACCUGAGGGGGAGAAGCCUAGUGCACGGGGCUCUGUCAGCUCAGGAAGCUUCCGACAUGACAACCCAGAGACAGACACUCACAGUGGAGACCUCUCUGAUAUCUCUCUGAGUGAACCACAAAGGGGCGCUUACCCAGUCCAUACCCACGGCAUGGAGUUUGAAUCCAUCCCUGACCCAGAUGAGUUGCAGCGGUGUCGAAGCUCGUCUGUGUCUUCACACUCUGACCAGGAGAGUCCAGAUAGGGAUCAGGAUAUGGACUGGCCCAAAGACAAUUUGGCUCAGAGAUUGGAGGAGCGCAAGACCCGGAAUAAUUCCUGGGAGCCUCAAUCCCCCCAGAAGGAAGACAACUCCUUUGAGCGGAGUUCAGAUUUCCCUACAGUUAAACCAGUUGAUGUUCUACAGAUCAACAUUGGCAGAGUGGGUGAGAUCCCUGGAUUGGCUAAUAGGAAAUCAAACAUGGCAGAUCCCAACCCCAUGGAUCCUGAGCUGUGGAAUGACAGCGGAGAGAGCUUUGAGUUCCCUGAUUCCAUCCAAGGUGCAUCGGCACGGUCCAGUAGUCAAGAUCUUUCAGGUUCUGCUUUUGCCGAUCAGUUGAGAAAAGAGUAUGAACAAACGCUGAAUAAAGAAACACUUGUGAAAGACUGGAGGGAGAAUGAUAAGUCCAGCUCCAGCAACUCAAGUGACAGUGGGAAUGAACCUACAGAGUACACUGUGAACCCAGAGACGGAGGUAGUGAAGGAGAAGGAGAUUGUCCAGGAUGCACUGCUUACACAUGAUAGCACAACAGACCCUGCUGCAGCGAACCCCUAUCUCAAAUAUGAUGUCAGUUUGGACAAGCAGCACUAUAAGGACCCAGUCAGUCCCUCUCCAGAUGAGGAUGGAUUUCAUGUGAGUGAACUGAGACAGGAAGUUCAACGCUCCCAUUUGUUUUCAGAGCACUCUGAUUUGUCCAGUGAUAGUAGUGAUGAACCCACAAAGUACACAGUGAACAAGGAUAGCGACGAGGAAGAGGAGGAUGAAGCUCAAGUCCCAGCUGUCACACACAAAGGUCCAUCUCUCAGUCUUGGAGACAUUAAUGUAUCUUUGGCCUCAAGGAAAGCUCUCAAUAUUGGCUUCUCUAAGGAUGGUUUUCAAUAUCAACAAGAGCCUGAGACAAGGUCGACUGGCUUGGAUCUAACCACCCAGAGUGCCAUCAGCACAAAGGGGUCCCUUCCCCAACCUUCAUUGCCCUCAGACGUGGCAAGGGUUGAAGACCCACCAGUUUCAGUCUACAUCCCCAGACUCAGUAAGCGUUUAGAUAUUCAGCCUCAGGAAGCUUCACCUGCUCCCACAAAAACACCACCACCCUCUGAAUCCUCUUCCAGCAGUGAGAGUGAAGAUGAGACUACAGAUAACUCAGUGAAACUUGACAGAGAGGUCCCAGAUGUCUCACAGAAGAAUUCAUCUCUCAGUCUUGGAGACAUUAAUGUCUCUUUGGCUCCAAGGAAAGCUCUCAAUAUCGACUUCUCCAAGCAAGGUUUUCAAUAUCAACCAGAGCCUGAAAAAAGGUUGACUGGCUUGGGUCUUUCUUUCCAGAGUGCCAUCACCCCAAAAGAGCCUUCAUUGCCCUCAGAUGGGACAAGGGCUGGAGAGUCUCCAGCUCCAUUCUAUAUCCCCAACCUCCGGAGACGUCUGGAUAUUCAGCCUUCUCAGGACACUCCACCUGCUCCACCACGAACACCACCACCCUCUGGUUCAUCCUCUUCUAGAAGUGAAAGUGAGGAUGAGACUACAAUGAAUCAAACAAGAGAAGAGAAAGCUAAGGUCCCAGAUUCAUCUUUCAAUCCCGUAGACAUUGAUGUCUCUUUUGCUCCAAGGAAAGCUCUCAAUAUCAGCUUCUCCAAGGAGGGUUUUCAAUAUCAACAAGAGCCUGAGACAAGGUCGCCUGGCUUGGAUCUCUCCUCUCAGAGUGAUAUCACCCCAAAGGAGCCACUUCCCCAAAAUCGAUUCCCAGAAGGGACAAGGACUAGAGAGACUCCACUAGAUAUGCACAGGCUCCGGAGACGUUUAGAUAUUCAGGCCACUCAGGAAACUCCACCUGCUGCCCCAGGGUCACGCCCACAUGCUGGUUCAUCCUCUUCAAACAGUGAAAGUGAGGAUGAGACGACAAUGAAUCAAAAAAGAGAAGAGAAAUCCAAGGUCCCAGAUUCAUCUUUCAUUCCCGCAGACAUUGAUGUCUCUUUUGCACCAAGGAAAUCUCUCAAUAUUGGCUUCUCCAAGGAGGGUUUUCAAUAUCAAUCAGAGCCAAGUUUGACUGGCAUGGGUCUAACCUCCCAGAUUACCAUCAGUACAAAGGAGCCCUUUCCCAAAUCUUCAAUUCCCUCAGAUGGGACAAGGGAUGAAGAGUCUCUAGUUCCACUCUAUAUCCCCAGUUUUAAGAGACAUGUGGACAUUCAGCCUCCUCAGGAGACGCCACCUGCUGCCCCACAAACACCACCACCCUCUGGUUCAUCCUCUUCUGGAAGUGAGAGUAAGGAACUUGACAGAGAGGUCCCAGAUGUCACACACAAGGAUCCAUUUCUCAGUCUUGGAGACAUUAAUGUCUCUAUAGCCCCAAGGAAAGCUCUCAAUAUCAGCUUCUCCAAGGAGGGUUUUCAAUAUCAACAAGAGCCUGAGACAAGGUCGCCUGGCUUGGAUCUCUCCUUUCAGAGUGAUAUCACCCCAAAGGAGCCGCUUCCCCAAAAUCGAUUCCCAGAAGGGACAAGGACUAGAGAGACUCCACUAGAUAUGCACAGGCUCCGGAGACGUUUAGAUAUUCAGGCCACUCAGGAAACUCCACCUGCUGCCCCAGGGUCACGCCCACAUGCUGGUUCAUCCUCUUCAAACAGUGAAAGUGAGGAUGAGACGACAAUGAAUCAAAAAAGGGAAGAGAAAUCUCAUGUCACAGAUUCAUCUUUCAUUCCCGCAGACAUUGAUGUCUCUUUUGCACCAAGGAAAGCGCUCAAUAUUGGCUUCUCCAAGGAGGGUUUUCAGUAUCAAUCAGAGCCAAGUUUGACUGGCAUGGGUCUAACCUCCCAGAUUGCCAUCAGUACAAAGGAGCCCCUUCCCAAAUCUUCAAUUCCCUCAGAUGGGACAAGGGAUGAAGAGUAUAUUGUUCCACUCUAUAUCCCUACUUUCAGGAGACAUGUGGACAUUCAGCCUCAUCAGGAAACUCCACCUGCUUCCCUACGAACAUCACAUAACUCUGAAUCACCCUCUUCCAGCAGUGAGAGUGAAGAUGAGACUACAAUGAACCAAAAAAGAGAAGAGGAGAAAGCUAAGGUCCCAUAUAAGUAUCCAUCUCUCAGUCCUAGAGACACACCCAUUAAUGUCUCUUUUGUUCCAAGGAAAGCUCUCAAUAUCGGCUUCUCCAAGGAGAGUUUUCAAAAUCAAUCAUCAGAGUCAAAGUAUGAGAGUAUAACCACCACAAAUGAUAGAGGUUUUCAGGAAGAUGCCAAGCCUGCUCCCAAAACAUCAAUAUUUUACUCCACCUCCUCAGACAGGGCGAGAACUGAGGAGCCACCAGUUCCACUCUACAUCCCUGGACUCCAGAGGCAUCAGAAUAUCCAGCCCUCUCAGGAUGCUACACUUGCCGAAUCAUCCUCUGCUAGCAGUGAGAAUGGAGAUGAGCUUACAGAACACACAAAGAAACCAGGGAGAGAUGUCACAGAUUUCUCGCUCAGUCCUGGGGACACGCCUAUUAAUGUCUCCUUUGCCCCAAGAAGAGCUCUCAAUAUCAGCCUUUACAACUCAGCUAGUACCACAGAUGAGGUGGAGAGGAAGACUGGAGCAGAGGACAGGUGGGAAAGGCCAGGGCUUGGUGGUCUGAAGGCACUGUCAGAGACACAAAGGUGGGACACAAAGGACAGUUCUACAAACAUGAAUGUUUCUUUCUCUCAAAGGAGUGCUCUCAAUAUCAACUCAGACAGCAGCACAGAUGAGGUGGGCAGGAGAGCCAGAGCACACUACAGCAGUCCCAUACUAGAGCGUACCAUUAGCAGAAAGGACAGAGGCUUUAAGGAAGAAACCAAUCCCUCUCCCAAACUGUCUUUGCCAAAAACAUCACCCUUUUUCUCCACUUCCACUGAUGAGGCGAGGCCUAUAGAGUCUCCACUCCAAAUCCCCCGCCAUAGGAGGCGUCUAGUUGUAGACAUUCAGCCCCACCUGGCUCCACCUGCUGCCCCAGGAACACCACCACCUUUCCCAGAGGGAGAAGAGGCAGCUGGUUCUGGAUGGAGGAGCAGGGGACAACAGAGGUGGAGAGCCAUAGAUGGAUUUGGACGUACUUCCAAGACACAGGGAGAUGAGGGAGAGAAGAACUAUAUGGGGUUAUUGGCUGCUAAACCAUUCGGCACAGCUCGUCAGUAUCAGAGCGUUACCCCAGAAACCAUUAUGGCCACACAGCAUAGUGAGAUCUCUGAGAGGGAUGGUUCUGACCUGACCUUCUCCACUGUAAGACACAGUGAGGCUUAAGACCAACUGUAUUUGUUUGUGCUGAUUUAAGAAAAGUUGCACUUAAUAUUGAGAAAAACGCAGCUAAUGACAAAGAGAUUAGAAGUUGGAUUUGAUAUUUUAUUAUAGAAUUAUACUGUUCUUACAUUGUUGUAAAAUAUGAGUAAUUUGUGCUGGAAAACCAGACAUGUUUAUCGUAAUGAAAAUAGAUGUUUAUAUGACUUUGAAUGAUAUAAUAAAGGUGGGAGCAUUAAACACUU
Salvelinus fontinalis (brook trout) is the source of this 6737-nucleotide messenger RNA. RefSeq lists its product as uncharacterized. Gene Ontology annotation, molecular function: protein binding. NCBI's taxonomy places the organism in Eukaryota, Metazoa, Chordata, Actinopteri, Salmoniformes, Salmonidae. The record is from RefSeq and is a predicted model, not a curated record. The coding region runs from base 334 to 6498 and encodes 2054 amino acids. The transcript has 5 exons.